Molecule: messenger RNA, 1764 nt
Organism: Babesia microti strain RI
Lineage: Eukaryota; Apicomplexa; Aconoidasida; Piroplasmida; Babesiidae
Exons: 1
Coding region: 1-1764 (587 amino acids)
Molecular function (GO): histone H3K79 methyltransferase activity
Source: RefSeq, a predicted model, not a curated record
AUGGUAAAUAAUGUUGCCAAUGAAACUAUUGAGCACUGCCAACUAAAUGGUUCAGAAGAAUACAAUCGUAGGUUCGCAUGUCUCAAAGAACUAUCAUAUCUAUUUUCCGGAACGUAUUCUAAUUUGAGUACAUCUAAUGAAGGAAUGUAUGGUGAAAUCAAGUCCAAUUGCUUAUACGAAAUCUGCCAGGAGAUGAUCAAAUAUGGCAUGGAUGAGUCCUCCGUCAUCCUUGAUCUGGGGAGUGGAAGAGGUGUUCCAAAUGUAUUUUUAUCUACAAUAAGCGGCGCCUUCUCUUCCAUUGGUAUAGAGAAAUGCUCAACCGCUUACAUGAUCUCCCUACAGACUGUUAUGAAUUUGCUUAAUCGCGAUUUGGAGAAAUAUGCCACCAAGAAAUGUGAUAUAUUUGACAUCUCUCAUUCUGAUAGGAGAAACAACCCGCCUGGAAGAGAUAUAAGUCAUCGUCUGAAUCGAAUGAAAGAAAUGACGCCACCAAACAAAAUUAAUUAUUGCAUGGAAAAUUGUGAUGAUGGUGAUACAUCUAGUGAAAGGUGGAGUUUAGUCCACUGUUUUAAUCGCAAUGACACCGAUUAUGACUGCAGGAGUUCAGUAGAAGGAUCACAAGAUAUCAAAUAUGAAGUUGACGUAAAAAAAGGAGAUAUGAAAUAUGAAUCAAAAGAUUUGAGAAUAGUAUUAAAUAUCAAUGAUAUGAAGAGGAAUGAUAAAGUUAAUCGCAGUAAGAGAUCAUCUGAAAAGAGAUCUUUUAGAAGGGAUUCGGAUGAUGAACCCUACUUGAAAUAUCGAGAGGCCGAUAUGAACCAUAAUGACGACGAAUGUCAAUACUCAUCCACCCGCCUAAUCGAUUCAUACGAAAAUUCACUAAACAACGUAUUUUCUGGAAGCUUUGUAUCCCCCGACAGGCACAUAUGCUAUAAAUCCGGAAGCAAUGAUUCUGAUUUGGCCCUUUCUAACACUGAAAACAUUAUUUCCAACGAGACACAAACUCCCAAACCAAAAAGGAUGUCCACAUCAAAUGAACUUGAAAAGGUUACAUCAAGUUAUGGCGUGGGAUUUGUCAACGAGGACAUUUCAGCCUUUGACAAUUUUGACGGAGUAACCCAUUUUUACAGUUUUGACGCUGCAAUGGAAGGGGCACUGAUUAAUAAUAUAGUAUAUCAGUUUCAAAACACAAAAACAGCUUGGGUGUACUGUUCUUUCCAUGGCGAUUUGAUCAGUAAAUACGAGUUGAAGAAUUGUUUCAUAUCUGCAAAGAUCCCCUGUCGCAUGUACGUAAGCAAUGAACACCGCAAUUGCUAUGUUUACGUCAAAAAUAAUUGGCAAAUAAUUAAACAAUAUUCACUGGAAUUCUUGUCAAAACACUUUUAUCCAUUCCAAAAUAGGGACGGAAAGGGUUGUUUCAAUUUCAAAGAUAUAGUAUACAAUGGCACAUUCAGUGUUAAUGACUGGGAUGAGCCUAGCACAGCAUUAGACAUAAUCAAGCUUACAAAGUGUUCAAUAAAUGUCCAAUAUGAGUGGUAUCGUUCAAAAUUGGAUAGAAUCCUCUCCACUAGGAUCACCAGGUCUAAAUCAGAUAGAAUUUGGAAUACAUACAAACGCAAUGACUUAUCGGCAGAAAGGGAUGAACUUCUUGAGAGCUUGGCCAAAACUCCCAGCAGAGUUGAGCAGUCAAGGUACAGGAAAGAGCUGGUAAGACAUAUCAAUAGGCAUUAUUCUGGUUCAAAGUCAUUUCCAGUUCCGACUAAAUAA